UCCAUUGGGUCAAGGAGCUGUCAUUUUCCGCCGGGCUGCGGGGCCAGAAAUGGGGUAGGCUGCGCCAGUUAUAAGGUCGUUGCCCAAGCCGCUGACGUCUUUCGAAUCCGAGACGAGCCGUCGGGUUGAGUUCCCUCGUGGUGACUGAGCCAUCAGCUGGGACUCAGGAGGCAGCAAUAGAUUGGGAGUGGGCGAGCUGCUGUCCUUAAGCAAAAAAAAACCACAGAGAAAAGCAGUACAAUACUGACUUUAUGUCCCAAAAACGCCGAUUGCAAGAUCAUGACAUUAAUCCAUGUUUAGAGCUCUAUGAAGGAAGUUCUGCUGAUGCAUUUGCUUUGGCUCUGCAAAGAAGUACCACUUCCCGAGUUCAGCUUGCCUUAUUUUUUUAUCUCCCAGCUCCUUUCUAUGAAUUGAGAAGUAGUUCAGUUGAAGAUGAAAGCGAUGCUUCUAGAAAGUGUUUGGAAGUGAAUCAAUCCGAUAAGGAUAUGUGUGCAAUCUUUUUUCUAAAGUAUAAAAGUUGCCGAAAAUUUUGGCAUGGGAUUAUGAUGCAGAGAAGACAAGAUGGAAUAAAACCAUAUAUGCCUAUAGCAGAAGAAAGAAAGAAAAUUCUAGCUUCAUUGGGAAGAGCACCAUAUUGACCAUACAGUUUUAUUAAUAUAGGAUGUGUAAUGAUUUUACUAUAACAGUGUGCUUUAUUUUAUUUUAAAAAGUGGUUUCUUGAUAGCUGCAUUGCCACUACCUUGUACUGUAAUUUUUACCAAAAACAAAGAACCCUGAAACUUCAAAUGUCUAAAGAAUGAAAUGCAUUCUUAUAUGGGAAAAAUUUGUAGAAAUAAAUAAGGUUUUGCAAA
Molecule: messenger RNA, 851 nt
Organism: Pantherophis guttatus
Lineage: Eukaryota; Metazoa; Chordata; Lepidosauria; Squamata; Colubridae
Gene: CHCHD7
Product: coiled-coil-helix-coiled-coil-helix domain containing 7
Biological process (GO): mitochondrial respiratory chain complex assembly
Cellular component (GO): mitochondrion
Source: RefSeq, a predicted model, not a curated record